AUGUACCGCUUUCGAUAUCAGUUGCUGUCUCCGCGUCUCCAGGCGACAAACUACAACGAAGACGCCGGACAAACCACGUGCGUCGAUCAACACUGGCGAUUCAGAAUCAAUCCACGCCUAAAGCGGUACUGAUCUACUUGGAGGGGAGGUGAUGGGAGUGCCAACACUCCCAAAAACUAGAGCCAACCAAUCACUGCAAGCACGCUGUCAGCAUGAUGGUGGCGCCUCGCCAUUGGUUGCCCCCCUCGAGCCUGAUUGGUCCGUGUAUGCGAGAAAUCGGUCAGCUCUUCUAUAAUUUUCUUCUCGAAACACACUAACCCGAAUGCGGACGAACCCCAAUAGGAUGUUAUGAAUGCGCGCUAUUUUUCCAGUUAGAAUGACUUACAGAUUUCCUAUACAGUUUUUCGUGGCCGAUAGUGUUUUUCUUCACUGUCAAGUUGGUAUUGGAGACAACAGUCAUGUGCGCAUACACUUCGCGUGAUUUCUGAGUACGAGGCCGGGUCAUGGCACCAACCGUUAAAGUCUUCUAACUCACUGUCUCUUAUUACCCGUUCCCCUUUAUUCCUACACUUCAAGCGUAUGAAAAGGAGAACUGGCGGUAUAAAUCGGACUGAAGGAUUGAGGGUCAGAAUCAAUGACUCCUUCUUAAUGAGAUCUCUGGGGCAAGUUCAGUACUGCGAGGUUCAGGUCGUCUUUCAGACAUGUUUAAUUCUGUCAGUCACUGCCCUGGUGUCCACCUUCGGUCAUCCUGACAUCGUCUGGCCAGUGGAACAGGGUGCAUGAGGGAAGCGAGAGUGAGGCAGGUGCUACGUAAGUCUGUUUCUCCGCUAACCCAUUUUUGGUGGACUAGAUACGCAAUGCCACGCUGCAAACAGGUAACGCCAUCAGUAGCAUGAUUUUCAGAAUAAUAUUUUCAAUAUACUCCCACACAGAGAUACGUGUUUCGCAAUGGGCCCUCAGAGUUCUCUCUGUGGUCUCUAACAUGUGAACUCCACUCCGUCAUCGCUUGCGACGGUCGAGUUUUCAGUGUGCCCAUAAUAUGCCAUCGGCAGGUUUCCGAAUUUAAUUUAAAGAAAGUAUCAGCAGUUCUAGCUCAUUGUGAUUAUUUUUGACUGAUGAUUUAUUAGCUGAUAAAUGCUUUUUUCACAAAAAAAUCAGCAGUUCAAAAUGACCGUAUUGCAGGUCACUCGCCUAAGGCCUAUUAUGACGGAUGGUAAGGGAGGGAAAUGUAAUACGACGACAACGUUGUGGAAAAUAAUAAAAUAUACAAAGUAUUGUAUUUUUUGAUCGUCCUCGUGCUAGUGACACACUAGUAAGUCUGACAGACAUAUAAACUAUUAAGUUAUCUAUGGCGGAGUGGUACAUAUAAUUAUUCAGCAUACAAUUCUAAGUUUGCAGUAUUGAAAAGUGUUUUCUUGCCUUGUCCCAGUUUUCUUUGAUUACUAAAAAAUGGUUUUCGAUGGAAUUGAAGUCCAGGUUGUUGACAGGGAUAAAAAAUGAUUCGGAAGUCGCGGACAGAGAGGCUGACUGUGGUCGAAAUGAUUAAAAUAUAGUUGCAAAUCAUAUUACUGUUUCAAGUUUCCGCUGUGACACCCCAUGAAUUGCGUCAUCUACUGUAAGUAGUGUUUUAGGAAAAAUCCGAAGUAGUGUACACUCCGAUAUGAUAUUAUGAAAGGAGAAAUCUCGUCGAAAAAAGGUUUUUCUCGUAAAUGUUCAAGCUGGUUACACCAACCGGUCGUCAGAUGAAAUGGAUAGUGAGAAGUGGGAUAAUUAUGCAGAGGACGCAGGCAGGGAGAUAAGCAGACGACCUUGCGAGGGGGAAGUGUGCAUCGUGUUGUGGUGGGUGCCGGAGGUGAGAAGAGGCUUUGUGGGUCCCAAUUGUGGCUCGUCGUGUUGAGGGGGGCGGGAGGGAAUGGAUAGAGGGAGGAAAGGUGUGUCGGUGAGACCACACAUGUCCCGGCAUGCAUUAACUGUUGUUGAUCGGAGACCUUCGUAGUGGACAUCUACAUCAACAUGGUGGUUAAUGCUGACCGCACCGGAGCACCGAGCUUUGAGGAGUUCCCGUGCUUGUUUGAUGCUAGCCAUGGCGACCACUUCUGUACCGUUCCAACUGAAACGGUGGUCACAAUCAAGAGCGUGCGCAAUCACGAGAGAUAAGGGGUCGCGUCGCGCGAAUAGCUAGCUUGUGUUUGCUAAUGCGAGUCCCAAGUCGUCGACCCGUGUGACCAAUAUGAACGCAACGGCAGUUAGCGCACGGGAUGCACUAAAUGAUGUUAGUUUGCUGUUCUUUGGCUAAGGGAUCCUUUACCCCGGACAAUGUUGUGUAUUAAGGAAGACGCCGGCUUGUGAGCAAUGCAGAUGCCAAACCGUUUAAACAUGGUCAAUCCUUUUUGGUCGUAGUCGCAUAGUUACUCUACCUAUAGUCCGCCAUCCGCAUAUUUUGUAAACUUUUAAUGAGCGGACCAGGGAUCAGAGCUUGUUGAGAUUAUUUUUGACAGAACACCCUGCCUCAUCGUGGAAAUAUGGAUGCACCUAAGAAAUAGCCGACGACCAUGGACCUCAUCCUCAUAUGAAAUUCAGUCUAUGUUUCCAAGACUGUCUGAGGCGCUGAACUGUUGGAAAACAAAGUAGUUCAGUACCUCAACUAAUAGCUCUCAAAAGGCCCACAUUCUUGAAUGAUGAGCACAGGAAAUGCUUUUCCCUGUGAAUCCGUAAAAAUGCGAGAAUUUUGUAUUAUCUAGACAACAUUUUAGUCUGGUAACAACUUAGGCGAUGGCCUUAGGGGUUAAAAUAUUGUAUAGACUCCUCGGUCAGAUAUACCGCCUUCACUGCCGUCGAGGUGGAUUCUCUGAUUCAUUGUUAGAUCAAAAAGGUACUUGAUCAACUAAAUGGAUAUAUGAGAAACUAACGCGGGGAGAUCCGUUUCAAAAAUGACGUCUAUUACGACACAAAUGUCAUACAAAUGAAUGAAUCCUGGAAUACUCGCUUGCCCUCUUGCAAUUUUCGCUCCGGAGGCGACAUCAGGCUACAUAUUGCGAGUCGACCCGUAUUCGUCAUGAAAAUUCUACCUGUGCGUCAACUGGACAAACCCCCCUAAAGUCACUUUUCUACCUAAAAUCGUGCCCAUCCCGUUAAAAACUGUACGUACAUAGGCAACACGCGGCCAAGCACGAGAGAAGAAAAAACACCAGUACGCCCCUUACGAGGGCACGCCUGCAGCGUAAACUACGCCUCAGAACCCAGCACCUUGCUUCGAAAAGGUCGAAUGGGAGGUCGGCACUAGUUGCGGCAGGGCAAGCAUCGUCUCGAACGGCAGGCAACAUCACUAGGUCACUGAAAAUGCAGGAUUUUUCUCGGCAUAGCCGCCCUCAAGACCUGCCUGAAUCAUCUUUCUCCCCUCCUCCCUCCUUGGAACUUUGUUUCCUGCACACAGUAGGUGGGCUAACUCAUAAAAUCUAAACCGAAAUUCCGAAAUGCGUUUUCGUUUCAAAAAGAUUAAUUACGUAGGGUUGUUAAACUAGUCAGCCUGUAACAUAAUUCUAUAAUAUUUCAGUUACCUCAGGAUUCCGGCUUUCGAACGAACUUCCUUCCGGCUGCAUGAAAAAACUACACUCUGUGAAAAAUGACUACUUAUAAAGCAUGAAUUUUUCUCAUUGAUUUUCGAUGCCCCUAAAAGUCCAAUUAUAUUUCCUGGAAAGCAUUAUAAAAUAUUCAUUCCUUUGCUCAUUCGGUAGAAAAUUAAGCCUUCUUCUAAUUUCAUACUCGAAGGAGGGACAUAAUUCGGUUUUAGAAAAGUUUCUAGCUGUGGGACUUUUAAAUACCGUGAAAUGGCCGUUCAUAAAUCGUCAUAUCUCUGCAUUUACCAAUGUGGCUUGUAAAGUUAACAGCAUGGAUCAAAUCCACUGCUUAAUUCUAUGAACCCUAUAUGGUCGCUCUUUGUUGCAAUAGAGAAAUGUGUGGUUUUCCGUACGCGGAAAAUACAUGGCUUGUAGAUUGGAAACCCUGAAUCCAAGUGUGGCGGUAGAGCGGGUUCUGAAUUAUUCGGAAAUUGGAAAACUUUUCUCAAACCGAAUUAUGCCCCUUCUUCGAGUAUAAAAUUAGAAGAAGACGAAUGAGCAAAAGAAUGUAUAUUUUAUGACCGUCUCCCAUGAAAUAUAAUUGGACUUUUAGGGACGUUGAAAAUCAGUGAGAAAAAUUCAUGCUACAUAAGUAGUCAUUUUUUGCAGAGUGCAGUGUUGCAUGCAUCCGGAAGGAAGUUCGUUCGAAAUUCGGCAUCCUAUGAUAAGUAAAUUAUUGUAGAAUAAUGCUGCAUAAGGACUAAUUUUACAACCCUUCUUUAUGAAUCUUUUUGAAACGAAAACACAUUUCGGAAUUUCGGUUGACAUUUCACGAGUUAGCCCACCUGCUGUAGGUGGCCGGGGUAAGCAGAAGGGUGAAAUGCCCUGCCGGCCAAAAUCAAGGCGACCGCGGGUGGGCGUGGGCCAGCAGAUUGGUGUGCGGCACAAGUAGUACUGUUAGUAGUAUUAUUUCUAGAAUAAUAUUUUCAUGAAAUUUCUCCAGAAAUACAGGUGUUCGCCGAUAUAUCGACUGAUUCAUGAUGUAAAUGUUAGCGGUUCAACCCUGCAACGAGUCCCGAGCAUUCUCUUUGUACUAUCCGCCAUGAGAAUUCCUGAUACGAAUGCACCGCGGUUAACGAAGCAGACGGUAGGACGCUACCGUGCAUCUGGCCCAACGAAUAGUUAGACAUUGAAGAAUGCGUCCGACCCAACGUCCGUCAAAACGUAACCACCCACCUGGCCUGACAGGGGUAAUCGCCUGCCCAACUUCCCUUGAAUUCAUUUUAAUGACGUCACUUUUGCUAUCCAAGUGCUCCAACAGCGCCAAAACUCUUGACAUCCACUUCAGUUGGCUCGUCGCCAUUUCAACAUCAAAAACUCCAGCAAAACCCUUGACCCGAGUGUGUCCAGACUACGACUUAGCCUGCAUAAGUCCUCCGUUUGAUCGAAGACUUUGCUUUGGUAUCGCAUUAGUCACGACGGCGACAUUUAACAGGGCCCUGUUUGCCAGUAAUCAGCUCAAUUUUUAGCCAUACCCUUCAAUGUUUAUUUACCCUCCGUAAUCAGCAACUCACACAGACUGUUCAAUAGUCGUGAGCACCAAAUUCAACCGUGUGUCCCACGUAGUACGCUCAAUACCGACAACUUGCGUGUGAUUGGUUUACAAUGAAGCGGAUUUUCGUUGCAUCUACUCCAUUCUCUUCCUUCAUCCAAUCACCAAUCGCAGCUCAGCGUGGACAGAGCCCGUCUACCCGCGCCACAUGCACUUCUUGGUCCCUAAUCUAAAAUUUGGCAGGGUCCAACAAUAUUCACCGAAUAUAAGGAUUAGCGCAAUAAAUGCCGCAAACAAAUACGGACUGCUAGGACUCCUUUCGAGCGCCGACGGACAGCAGAAUCCAGCAAAUGUCCCAAAAAGUUUUAUGGGUAGACCUGUAGUAGGAGAAAACAAAGGAACGAGAUUACGUGUCUAAAGGAUAGCCUCGGAAACUUGUAAGUUGAAGGGCCACAGGAAGUGCAAUUACUAUCUCAGUUUUUUCGAUCGGGUUUUGCGGAGGAGUCCUCUGAAAGCAAGCAGGCGUUCGAAAUGAGCCAAGACAGCCGGGCGUUUCAAAUGCACCAAGAUACUGCUGUCAUUGCAACUGUUGCCUUUUCCGUCGAAGAAUUAAGACUUGUCCUCAGUCAAAUAAAACCAGAUCCGACGAGAUUCCUGGGCUGAUACAUGAGGAGCUAUCAGUGGACCUUUCAAAGCCUCUUUCGACUCUCUUUGAGCUGUCAAUGAGAACAGGAAGGCUGCCAUCACAGUGGAGGAGAGCUUACUUCGUUUCCUUGCAUAAGAGAGGUAGCAGGAUGGCAGCAAGCAGCUUCAGCCCUAUAAGCUUAACUUGCCUCCCAUGCAAAACGAUGGAAACUCUACAGCAAUUUUGUCAGGAAAAUAACAACUUGCAGGAUUUUCGGCAUGGCUUCCAAAGAAGACGUUCCUGCCUCUCAAAUCUGCUAGCUUGUCUGGAGAUCUGGACCAGGAUUUUAGAAGAGGGUUUUGAGGUCGAUUUCGUUUACAUCGAUUUCCGCAAAGCUGUUGACGCUGUCCCUCACCAAAGCCUUCUUCACAAAUUCGGCGCCAUCGGCAUCCGGGGAGAACUUCUGAACCGGAAAAGGGCGUUUCUGGUUGGUCAGCAACAGCGUGUCUGUAUAAGAAAUGAUAUAUCCGACUGGGUGAACGUGACUAGUUGUGUGCCUCGAAACUUAGUUAUCUCCAUCCUUUUUGUUAAUGACAGCUUUCAGGAACUCGACUGCGAUAACAAAAUGUUUGCCGAGGACUUUAAACCCUGGCAAGUCACUUAGAAUCCAAAUAACCAGAGAGCCCUUCAAGAUACUCUGCCUCGACUGCAAGCGUGGUCGGAGAAAUGGCUUCUAGAUUUCAGUGUGCAAAAGUGUGCCGUCCUCCAUCUGCGCCCAACCAAAUCUCAUUCAAAUGAGAGCCUGAGGACAUAUCACCCGAAAGAUAUUAGACUCCCCGCAGAAUUUUCACAGACGGAUGUUGGUGUUUGGAUACAGAGCGACAUGAAACCAGCACUGAAGUGCAACAAGGCCGCAAAAAACGCCAUGAGAGUACUACACGCCAUCAAAAGGGCGUUCGUAACCUCUGACAAAGACCUUUUGAAAGAGAUUACAGCACAUUUGUUCAGCCAUAUUUAGAAUAUGACACAUAAUUGUGGCGGCUAUGGCUAGUAAAGGACCAACCAUGAGUCGAACGUGUACAACUUCGUGCAACAAAUUUGAUAAACGGUUUAAAAAGCCAAUCCUGCAUAGAAAGACUGAAUUGCCUUGACUUAUUCUCUAUGCGUCACAGGCAGCAAAUAUGUGAUCUUAUUCUGGUUUACGAGAUAAUACAUGGCCUUGUGCAUGGACCGAGCUUUGAGGACAUUUAUCAAUGGCACCUUUUACUCAGUUUUCGUCGUCACUCGAUGGAGCUACGCACAAAAAUAUCCAGGCUAAAUCUUCGUUUUGAAUUUUUCACACAAAGCGUAUGGAGAAAUGAAACGAUCUCCCUCAAUCAGUCGUGGAGGCGACGUCCAUGCUACUGUUCGAGAAACGCUUGGAUGAUUAUUUGUGUCCCCUAUUUUCCCUCCACAGUCUGAACCUCAGCCAAAUACCCCGCGACCCCCGAAAUAUCUUCUCUGAGAUAAUGCUACUCAAAUGAAUCAAGUAAUGUUUUAAUAGUGAUAAUGUUCAUUGUUCUUGUACAGUUAUAUCUAACGCGCUGACAUGCAAUCAAAAGGGUUUGAAAGGCCCUGCCUAUUAUCCCUACCAAGUAAAUAAAUAAGUACAUAAGCUAAACAAUAGGGGCAACUCGGAUUUUACAUGAACGAGAAUACCAUAGUGACCACAUUAAAAAGAGUUCACUGCAACCUGACGCUUUUUGCUUCAGUCACUCCACUAUACUCACCACUAGGACCAAUCUAUCCCGUCAGUUAGAAAAACCUAGAAAACUCUUAGCGUGUCGUGAUAGGUUUAAACCUGUCAAAUUUAAUGUGGUGGGGAAAGCACUGAUUUAUCGUGGCAAUGGAUUCCUCAAAAUCGACUACACAAAUCGACUGCCCGAGUCUGUCAACCAACUGGUCAUGAGACUGGACACAGUGGCUAACAAAGCUGAACGACCCGUUUCUUUGUGCCUCACAAGACCAGAUCCCAAAUUUAUGCAUCAGUCUACUUAGAAUGGAAUGCUUCCCACGUAGGUGAUAUGGAUACGUGUAGAUGUACGACGUCCCGCUCGUCCCACUAACUACUUCCAAACCCAUUAUAUUCCAACGGCGAAACAGACACAAGACAACUACUGACAGAUGUGGAUCCAGUGGCUGUAAACCCCGAACAGGACUCCUUCGUGCCCGGUACCUCCUGGUACCUGACUCCAACAGAAGUUCAAAGAAACACUAGGUUCUCAAGUCUCACACAAGUGAGAGGGCUAUAAAGGUCAAACCGCAAACGACAGGAUAACGAGCUCACGGCUCAGUGGUUAGGGACGUUGGGCUUAGAACCAACAGGCCGCGGAGUUGAGCCCUCGGUGUUCUACACUUCGGGGUUGGGUAUGACUGACUGACGAUGGCUAAUAAGCCAGAAAGGACCAUUUCAGACUCUCUCAUCUUUUGCGGUAAUACUAUCCUGCCCACGUUACGUGCCGCUGUGCGACUGCUGGUGGUACUCAAGAGUGAGUCCAAAGGCACGACAGCGGUCGGUAAGCGCCCCUCUACCGUGGUAAUGGCCUGCCAAAGUUACCAGAUUCCAGUGGAUUUCAGAAAGUUUAAUAUGUGAAGGAGCAACGUUUUUUACGUCCACCGGCUAUUUGUCCUAUCACAUAAGAUAAUUCAGAUAAUAAUGAUAUCCACAAAUGUUAAAUCGCAAGUUUUAAAAGAAUACUGAGCUACGUACAAAAUGAUGAAAAGCCUCCUGAAAAUUGAAAUUUGAAGUCUGAGUUCAGGCAGCCCUCAUUUCAAAACAAUACUCUGAAGAAAAAGCUAUUUCGCGAAAGGAAAUGGAGGAGCAGGAUAGGUUCCUCCUGAGGGUAAGAUCAGACUAUGAAAGCAAGUCAGUAUGUUUGGACGAAGUGUCAUUGGGAUGCAGAGUAGUGGCAGACCCACAUUGAGGCCGACAACUGGGGUGAGACCUCGACAUUCCAAUGGUCAGAGCGGAGGCUGUUUAGACUGUGAGAGUCAAUAUGAUCGGGAUCACUUCUCUGGGAUCGCGUUUUGUGAAUGACGCCUCUCAUGAACUGAAAAAAAUGAAAAAUUCAUCUGAAGCCUCGUGAGGAGUCAAACCACUCGCGGAGAAGUAAACGCGAGCGGAUAAGGCAGUUUGGCAAUGGCGGCGUCCUAAAUGCCCAAUGGUCAUUUUUCAAAGUUAUGUAGAAAGCCGCUCAGGAAGGAUAACGAAAGAUCAAUUAAACUUCAUUUAUUUCGUUCUUUUUUAGACAAAUAAAAAGUUUUCUUUUGUGAACGUUCGGUAUUCACUGCAGUUAUGGCUGGUUACCUUAAGCCGGGACUUGAUUUAGCUUGCAGAAGAACCACCUUCGCUAAAGCUUGUGCAAUGUCAUUUGUAAACCUUUGCGCUUGCGUCAACAAAAUAUCCACAUUAGCUAAUGCAUAGUCUAACCGUGCGCUCAUUCCCAAACAAGAAUGUAGUUGUGGAUACUAAGCUGAUACCAGUUUCAGUUCUAAGGCGCACCAGGAAGGAAAUUUUCCGUCAACUAAUGGGAUUACGAACAGCCAUCUCAAAAAUCCUUAUCCGCAGUGGCUUUCUGCUUAAAUUGCAAGACUAUCCAGGUAUUUUCUAACACCUGCUAGAAUACUGGGAAGCCAACUACGUAGAAGUGCAAAUAGGCCUAGAUUGGAUUAUAAAGAAGCGCUUUCGACCGUCGAACUGCCAAACAGUCCUGGAGUAAAUCGCGUUCUUUUUUAUGAUGACGUCCACCACUGGCCAAUGAGAUAAUAGCAGAGUUCCUAUCCCGCAAGUCUGUCUACUGCAAAUCAGAACUGUGCCGCGUAAACGAGUGAGUCGAUGCAAUCAAUGCCACCAGAUAUGCAUUACUCGUUACAAAACUGCCAACACGGGUUCCCAAAAGGCAGAUCAAAUAUAAUCAACCGUUUCCGAUUUCUGUAGAUCAGGACUUGUACAUAAUCUUUAGCACUCUGCCAAGUCAGCUACCUUUACACCUACUUGAAAUGAAUUAAAUUUGUAUGAGCACCCGCUAACUAAUCGUGACUUCUUUGACGGCUGUUUCCUGGUUAUCUGUUUCGUGCAAGAUCGAUUUUAUCCUCUUAGAGUCAAGAACAGCGGUCUCCAGGGUUCGGUGUCGGUUUGGGAGUAGCAUUUUCCACCAACUUUUUUCUGCGCCUGCCUGUCAGCCGACGGCCACAAAGACCGCGCUAACCCGAAUACGCGUUACUAACGUACGGUCAUCCAGACGACGAAAAUGCAAUCACUGAAAAAAGAAGUUUAUUGGCUUUACAGUUCGAAUUCUCACGACCUCAUUAUAUGAGUCGGUUGCAGAUAAGGGUAGUGGAGGAACAAGGACCGCAGUAUUUAUGGUACGUAGCUGCCAUGGACUCAUAUGCGUACUAUAAUCAACACCUCUCAUGAUCACCGCUGUGGGUAGUAAUUAAACCGAUGAUGGUUCGUCAGUCCGCGCCAUAGUCGUUAGUUGCCGCAAUUUCAUCAGCCGUGUUGGAUGUUGGCGUGAUGAUCGAUCGGAAAUUUGCCCCCGCUAUCACCGGGAUUGUUGCUCGCCCGCGCACUCCCCACGUGACUGAUUCCCCUGCCUUGGGAAUGUCUCAGCAUUGCAUAUGGUGCAGGGAGGUCAUUGCGUUUGUUGAUGGAUUGCGGGCCCGACAAACAUGAUUCUAGCAUCUCGUGACUCCCGCGGUUGCCACCUGUUUCGAGGACUUCGGUUUCUCGAAACUUGGAAAUAUGGCCGAGUUCUGUAGGAUGAGCCGCUACCUGAGAGCUGGCGUCUUUCCCCCUCACCGCUGCUGCGCGCUCAGCCGUGCGCUUGCGGAGUAAUCUCCCAGUAUCUCCGACGUAGUUGCAAUGCUAGCGAUUACAACAGCAGCCUAGCUCUUGAUGGACAGCUCCAAAAAAGACCUUGGCGGAAUUUUUUGGCUAUAUGUGUUUGAGCCAUUAGAUUUCCAACAUUUCAAUGGACAUUCGUGUUCGACUCUUUCGAACCUCAUUUCUUCUUUUCCUAAACACGAAGUCUGUUGUUUUUUCUUGUAUAUAUGACAUUCAAAUGUCAAUGUACAUUAUUCUUGGCAGAUUCAGCAGAAAUUAAGGUUCACGUACCACAACUUCCCUCCAGAACUCUGUAAGCUAGGGUCAUUUUCCCUGACCUUUCCAACUUUUUGUUAAGUACCCCGGUGCGUAGCCUGAGUAUUGUGUCCUUGAGUUUUACGACAUAAAUGGGACAUUACAUCUAUGGGUCUAUGCGUUUCCCAAUUAGUUAGGCCUUACGUCCAGAACUUUGAACUUUGUGUGCGGCGUAGCAACAUAUGGGACGAAUGAAUGACCUAUUAACAGCGCGCAAUUCAUAUUGGCGCGAAAAUCCAACAGGCAACCAAAUAUUUUUCAAUUACGGGAUCGGUCUCCCAUUAAUUUUAACUAUUAAAGAGAGCCUAAGGAGCUUUGAAGCAAAACGAGCUUCGAUUUAACUCGCUUGUUCAGGCUUUAAAUUAUGAGCUAGAUACUAUCUUUAAAUGUUCUUUCCGUCACAUUGAAAUUCUCUCAAUUUCUAAAUUCAUUAGACUCACAGACAGUAAUCCAGUCUGGUUGCCCCCAAAUAUCUCGGAACCAUUUUUGAUUCGUUUUCAAAGAUCAUCUUGCAUAUUUGAGCUUGUCAAUGCAGUCAUGUCACGCAACAAAUUGUAUGGCAGUACAUGUCCUGUCAUGUACUGUAGAUAAAAAAUAGUGAUAACGACGUUUUUACACUUUUUACUGAAGUGCUUGAUUUCGCUGGGUCCAGUGCUGGAAAAUACGUACGUACAUAUUAUAUAAGUUCUAGACAUUAGGCCAGUGCUGUGCACGCGAAUUUCUAAUUUCAAAAUAAAGUUCGGAAUAUCCAGUGGUGCACCGGACAAUUAUAAUAUCCAAACUUUCUGUGCAUGCUUAUUUCACGUUUUCUAAAUCUAUACUACCGUAUAAGAAGCUAUAGAAUGCAAAUUACUUUUGCCAACGACACAAUCUGCAUCUUCCAAUUACCUGGAACUGUUCGUCUUACUUUUUAAGGAAAUCCACAAUCUUGAAUGUAACUCAAAUGUGACAAUACUGCCUUCAAUAAACAUAACCUUUCUGAAAUAUGGAAGCCAAGCAAAAGGGCCAACAACCGAAUAUAUAAAUAAGGUUUUUUUGAAAAGUGUUUGGACUUGGGACGAUUAUUUGCGAGCCAAAAUAAUGCAGAUAUAUACCCUUAACAGAGCUGUAAUUUCUACUUGUCUGACGCCAGCAUUUUACGAUAUGUUCCUUUAAAUUCCUCUAAAUCAGCAUUAUGCUUCCCAAUUGAUCUGUUAAAUACAGCCAUUGUGAAAAGUGUGCUGAAUGAUAACUGAAAUACAGCUUAGACGCAUUUUCCUCCGUUCAUGGAUGGUUUCCUGUAUCGCAGUCAUUGGCAAGUUUCAGAAUUUUGUCUUGUCCGUUACUCGGAGAUUAACGAAGGCCUUUGUGUCGAUGGCAGUCCACCAUACAGUCACCCUUACCACAGUACACGUAUCAUAUUAUAUCAUUCAGAUCUACAUAAAAGGUUCAUGCUUCAAAUCCGCAUGAGAUCGUCGACGACCAAAACUUUGCAUCGCCUGUAACUCUGCAAGCUCUAGAUUCAAAGAAAUUUGGUCUGGCAGAAAAGGACUUUAAAUAAACUCUUCGAACCUUGUAACUAAGUUCGAAAGUCAUGAGAUGGGAUUUUCGAAUUCCUUUGUGUUUCAAAAUGUUGUACAGAACUCUAAGCGCGGUGGGGACGUUUUGGUUCUUCCAGGCACUUUCACUGUUUUGACUAACCGAUGAUAGUUUCGACCAAAUUUGAGAAACAGCAGUAUCAGAUCGCACGAUAACGGACCUCUAGGGGAUUUUAGGCGAAUGAGGUCUUACUGGUUGUCGAUUAUGCAUUCGUGGAUUGGGAGCCAUGACGGUCAAGUUGAACACGUGAUAUAUGUUUAUUCUGUAUGCGAAAGCGCUUUAUAGCAAGUCCGAUAAAACUUCACAUUCGGAACAGGCCCUUACAUGUUAUAUUCAAUGUUGUUGCGAGCAUGGGCAAAAUAAAACCACAGUUUGAACGAUUCAUAUGAUCUCAUCUCUGUCAUGACAGUAACCUGUGACCCAUAUCGUCACUUUUAUUCGAAAUAUAUACGUAUAUAUGGGCAGUAUGUUAGUAACGACAAAGACAAGUAAGACUGGAAUGGCCACAUCGGGCUUAUUAGCCGUCGUCAGCCAGUCAUACCCAACCCCGAUGUGUGAACCUUCCGAGUCUCGCAUUCGCAACCUGUUCGUUAGAAGUCCACACCUCUAACCAUAUAUAUAAUCGACAGCAGUCGCUCGCUUAAUAAAAUAUCGACUCCUUUUCUAAGCAAGAAUGGUAGAAGUCAAAGAACACUUGCAAACGAGAACUUAAAACAAUUACACUCACGGGGUUAUUUAAGGUCAAACUCGACCGCUACUGAACUGAAUGCUAGAAUACGUCGCAUGUCGGGGUAUUGAAGAACUCCAGUGUCUACAAGCAAAAAUCCCUGUUCGAUUCUGUUCAGUUCUAAGACAGUACGCAAUCGAUUUUCAUCGUUGCAGCUCUCUAAUGUCUCCAGAAAUUAACUGCUUACUUGAAGUAGAUCGGCCUUUUGGAGACUUAUAGUCUCAGAAUGAGAUUUAAUACGAAUGUCUGGGCCGGAGUCUAUGAGCCACAGCGGAAUACUCGCGCAACAUUCAUAAUCUGCCGGUAUGAGUAGCAUGAUAUACCAUAUUGUACAGCAUGUAUACCAAUCAUUAAUUUGUGAGGACCCUUCUAUGUCAAAAUGUCUGAAAGCGUGUGCUAUGCUAGGAUCAGUAAACCAUGGCCCUCACAGCCUGGUAUGCGCUUGCAGUUCCCUGACAUCUGGUCCCCUGCCGGUAGGUGCGUUUUUGCUUCCGCUGGGUAUUUAGGUGUUGUGCAUUACCGCAUAGUCACCAUCGUCUUUCUGAUUUCUGUUGGGACGUUAUUGUUGUUUUAGGAUAAGAUGAUCUUAUGCUUACAGCAUAGGUACUAGGCAGAGGCCCAUACACGCGUGUUUCGCCCAUAUUCUGCCGCUUCAUGGCGCAGCUGCGAAGGCUUCGGCUCGUCAGUAGGUCCCGCAACAUUCCGUUUCUGUCGCUUUUUAAUUUCUUCAGAAAUUAACUAAGAACUUGGAGCAGAUUAGUUAAUUCAAGGUCUAAAGGCACAACCCAAGAAUUUUUAUACAUGAAUAUUUAAACUAAAGUUCAUCAGCCACAGCGAACAACCGCGUAAUAUUCAUUAAUUGCCAAAAGGAAGCUGGUAAUAUACUUUACGAUAAUAUUGCUGUUGUUGUUGGCCUAAAACCUAGCCAUUUACUGUGUUUAAGUAAAAUCGCUUCUUCUGGGCAUGAUUCACGGAUUUUGCUAAUGCAUUAGUAAUGAAAAUACGUUCUUUGUGUCCUUCUUAAGAUUGACUUUUACACUUCGAUUUGAGGAGAAUGUAUCAACGGUUUUUAUCAUCUAUCUUUAGGUUACAAACCCACAAACAGUCGUAUGGCGAAAGCAUGUACAUACCUAUAAUAAAUUUGGCGAAAUUAAAAAGUGUAACUGGCCCCGGGCUUCAUACUGUAGCCCUGGGGCCUUUUCACCUCCAGUUGGGUCGAUGUAGGUGUAUCAGAAAUAUCUAAUUUAAACUUCGUGGUCUCUGUCAGAAAAACGUUCAAAUAAGGCAAAGUUUUCUUCUAGGUACGUGCCUUACGCAGGAAACGUUUAGACCAUUCCCAAUAUCUCAACCUCGCAUAUGCCUUCCCUGGAUAUCUGCCCUGAAAUUUACUAGGACUUUUUUCCCUACAGAACCGAGAUGGAUCCUCGAUUCAAGUACAGAAAAAUCCAACCCAUAAAUUAUGGCCUGCUGAAAGAGGUGCGCGAAAAAACAACUCAGGAGAUGCUGAUGUUUGAUGAAAAACUUUCCAGGCAGGCGGCCUAUCGGCAAGAGAUGAAGGACGACCAGACUCUGCGAUCUCAUCAGCAGGUCUGGUUCGAGGCUUGUAGGCGGAUAAACGAGUGCUAUUCAAAUAUUCAAUCGGAGUUGGCUACCAUUUAUCACUCAGAAGACCUCGCUGCUGCUGAAUUUGAGAAUGAAAAGAACCUACUUCAGUAUUUGGAAGAGUUGCAGAAGCGAAACAAUGAAUUCACCUCCAAUGUCCUUGACCCAAUUACCACUCUGAGGUUUAGCUUUACACGUCUGACGGAACCUGCUGUUUUAGGAUUGAUCUCAAAACCUGGCUCAUGAUGCGAGAGCAGGGAAAACCGACCACUGAUCCCAGACCAAUUAAAGAUCUGGUUCAUGGAAUGUUUGCUUCCAUUGCUGCUGUGGAGAAAGAUUUGGCGGCUGAAGAGGACGCCCUCAUCGCAGGGAAUGGCAGUGGUAAGUGCGGCAUCACUGGUUUCAGUUAGGUCUCCUAAGAGAUCAAGGCAUAUGCAGGAGACUGGCGGACCAGCACCGAGACAGGUAUCACAUGCCCACCAUCGGUAUACCGCCAGAAUCCUGGCAGUGGGAUGCGCCAAGUGAUGAGUUCCGCGCUAACCUCCUGACAGAAUUCAUUCACCUGGACGCGGGUUAUAUGGAGCGAAUAAAUCGGCUGAGAGCUGAAAUCAUCGAUCUGAAUGACUGCUGGUGAGGCUUUCAUUCUCGAUCUUUAAAAAUCUUGAUUUAGAAAAUAUUAGACGAAAGCAUUUGGAAGGCAGUGCAUUGGAAUUGGCAGAUGCGUGUGAGUGACGAGCGGUAGACUGUGCAGGUCCGCAUAGGAGUGACUCUAUUCUCCUAAGAUUUUACGUUUGGGUUUGCCGACACCUGGCUUGAACUGUCAUCUGCUGGUUUUAGCUGAUUAACCAUAGACGAUUAUCGAGGCACGCACGUCCCUGACGACAACACUUCUCGUUUUCUGGUCGUCAUGCGACCCCGUGCGUGGCUCACAUAUCCUCACCUUCGGAGCGAAACGAAAAUUUUUAUAUCUAUAAAUGGACAUAUAAUCGAGAAAUCUCAUGCUGCAACAGAAUAUGCGUGAGCAGUUGAGGAGGGUGCGAUGUGUGCAUGUUGGUGCGCUAAGCACAGGUUUGCCAGUCUCUGUGCGAUGGAUUCGCAGGUGACCAACCAGACCAAUGCGGGAUGCUCAUGUAUGAUGACACUAUGGGCGAGAUAGGCUUAGCGCUGUUGAACCGGUUGGGGUUACGCAGCUAGGAUUCGCCCCUGGUGACGGGGAUGUCGGUAGUGCUGGAGGUGUCGGACGUAUAAGAUGUGCUUGGCGUGUCGGUGUUGCGGCAAAUUCACUGUCGUGUAUGCGCACGGAGCCCAAUAAGGGAAUUUACAUGAACAAUGCGAACAAUUUGACGAGAUCGAGGCACACAUUCAAAUCCGAAGAGGUCGAAAUUUUCGCUACAAGUGACAACCGCGUGAGCCGCGAGCUGAUUUAAUUAUGGUUUACUGCCCCCUAGUUUAUUAACAAGUGCAACGACCCUCCCCUUCCAUACUCGGUGCUGAGACUUCGCCUAGGCGGAGCAAUUGGGCACACGGGGAGCGCAGAGGUGAACACUUUUUCCAACGCCAGGGUUUGUGGGUCAAACGGUAGAGCAGUCAUCACACCAACAUCCAGCGUACGUGAUGAAAUUACAGAAAUUAACGGCGCUAAUUUCGGCCAUCGAACGGUCAUCACACCAAGUGCGACGACCCCUAAUGAAGGGGGAGAGUCGUGAACAUUUGUUAUGUCCACUAAUAGUAUGACGCCAUUUCUGUGCGUAAUAAAAGACAUACAGGAUACCAUAUAACGGCUUUACUGCGUUAGUCACUCUGUGUACAUCAACACUUAUUCCUUCCGUCCGUUGCUUCGUAUUUAAGGGUUCAGCCUUUGUCUAGUUUGCGUGCUCCUACUGGUCCGGUCCUGAGCGCCCGCAUGGGCAGGCCCUCGCGUGUUGCUGACCCCUGGAGGUAGUGCGUGACUCAGCGGCGUGCUAAUGUCUGGCUCGCAUGCAGACUUCCUAGGCGAGGGUCUCCUGCCGGUUUGCGGUUCUUUGUCAGGCGUGACCUCCGGACGACAGGAGCGGUGCGUCAUGUGCUGGGCCGUCCUAACAAUAUUCAUAGGUAUGCGGUAACCUGGCGACUACAUCCUGUAAAUGCUGCAUCUCCUUGUGCAUGAACCACCCCUAUCUGGUUUUGUCUCUGAUGAUGGGUUUGAGCAGGAAUCCGAAACGUCAGGUGAAAAAAAUCCCUUGUCCCAGCGAUCGUGCCUCCUUCUUCACAAUUGGGGUGGGUGUCGUGGGCGUAUGUUGAGUCUCCUAUUGCUGCGCCGGCCCCUGUGCGGUCGAUUCACAAGGCACCGACCAAGCCGAAGCGUGAGCUGAAAGUGCUAGCUCAGUAGGGACGGGCUGGGAUUGGGUCGACGUUGCCGCUGGUGAGGGUAGCGCUCGAAGGAGCGAUAAACGUCUGCAAAGGUUUCGGAAAGACGCACCUCCUGACAUUUACCGCCGGUUUUUUUAUUACCUUUUUCAUUUGAGUAAUGAGGGUUUCUAAAUUAGUGUUUGGGCGCCUCACUGCCAGUUUGAACCUUGAAUGGUGAGUGGAGUUGGGAUAAAAGCAAAGGCUACGGUAAAGUUUAAAGUCAGAAUUUGGGUUAUAUUAAGAGUUUUAUUAAAAUUUGGAACGAGAGUGGGAUUAAGACAAGGGUUGGGGUUAUGUUUUGUCCUAAAUCCAAUAUCAGUCACAAUCCUAACACUAACCCAAUUUCAAAACCUAACCCCAACUGCAUCCACUGGACUAAUAUAAACAUAUUCCUGGCGCUCAAGGCUCACCUACGGACUGUUAGAAAUCAGGAUUACGUAGAUCGAAAAGUAGUUAAAAAAAUCGAGACCAAGGUUUCUAAGCUGUACAUUUUUUUAAUCUCGUACCUUCUUCGCCUUCUUAUGUAGUAAAAUUUUUUUUUGAAAAAAACCAGUUUUUAAGCUCUCUUACUUUUGAACCCUUGCUUACCAAAAAUAUCAAACUGCUCAAUCAAACAGCGCCAAUAAAUGGUCUCAAAAGGAGGUUCUAAAAUGCGAAUUCAUGUGGGAGAUUUUCGACUCUACGGGCGACCCCAGGAGGAAACAGAGGUGCCUGGACUUUCUUUGUCGACAACCGGAACGUCUCAAAAAAGCCGAUUACGUGAGUCGUUGUUGUAUCUGAAACACUUCCCAGUUGAAAGCUGCAUGUGCUUAAGUCCAUUAGCAUUAAACUAAAUGCAUUCUUUGGACUGUUUUAAAGUUACGAAAAUUCCCAUGGAGCAAUUCAGACGAGCGUUUGGCGAGUAUACGUGUGCUUUCGAUAAAUUCUCAUCGGGCCUAUACAUUUAUAUGGGAACGAGGUACAAAGUGAAACUUGGGAGCGAUAAGUGCAAUCGAUUACGGCUCAUCUUUUCACACUAACGGGGGCAUGUGAAUAGAGAGGGAAGGGGGGGGGGUGAGAGGAGGCAGUAAGUGAUAGUGACAAAACCUGCUUCGCGAGAACAGGUAUCCUGAACGAUUUAUUGUAAGGAAUCGUGCCGAACGACCGGCAAAACUCGUCAUUUCACGGCGGAAAAUAAAACUUUGUUCCUAAAAGUCCCUUUCAAAGAGACGCGGCAAGUGAAAUCCUGAGAAGUCGCCUUGAUCAAGCUGUUUCAUGGACCUUCCCGACAGCAAGAGUUCAAGUAUUGUUUUCGACUACCCCGCCUUACAUGUAGAAGAUAAUGAUAGGCUACCAGCUCAGAUCACCCAUGUGAAUUUGCUCAUUUACUUGCUCCCGUGGAACAGGCUAUAUUGGUCGUACGAGUCGGCGCCUGUCCGCAAGAAUACGAGAACAACUGCCGGCAUGGCUGAGUAAAGGUGAAGUUAAGAGCAUACACAGCUCCAUCCUCGUAUACACGGUUGAUUCUGGGCAUCGUGCGGUUCCAAACGAAGUCAUCCAUGUGAUUUACAAGGUCCCACCUAACUAUCCUAAGCGACUGGGUUAGCGUUUAUAAGCAACAGCGGAAUCGACUGCCAACAGGCUACGGAGGUCGAUCCUGUGCGCGCAGAAGAACCUCUUGCAUGUAUACAUGUCCCCGCGAUCGCCAUCCCCCCUCCUCCCCUUGUGAAACGGUUCUACCUAACCCUCAUUUUCAAUUACUGCCACCCUUCCCUUCCCUCCCCUCUAUUCACAUACAAAGUUUAUAUAAAAAGACGAAAUUCACUCGAUUGCUCUUAUCGCUCACACGAUUCAUUUUGUAUCCCGAGGAGAAUUUAUCGGAAGCACGCGUAUGCUCGCCAAAUGGUCUUCUAAAUUUAUUCUACCUACCAUGUGUUAUUAUGACUAAAUCAUUACUUCCGCACUCCACUCAGACCCAGAUCUUGGACCUCCUGAACGAACGCAGCAUUCUGCGGACAAGAAUGGGAGAUCUGAUGCUGUCCUGGACGCGCUCUCGACAAGAACUGAGCGAUCGCAUACGUCUGAGCCUCAGUGACGCGUUCGUAGAGGCUGAAAAACGUGAUCUCCAGAGAAGCAGUGCGGAGAAGCAGCGGAAUUUGUGCCUGCAGCUAGCCGCUCAGGUAAUCUGGAUGCUUGUAACUUUUAGCCUGUGAGAUCUCCGGCCGUUCUGAAUGCAUUUUUGGCAAAAGGAAACCGUUUACAGCCUCAAGAACCUCAUGAGUGCUCUUCUAGACUGAGUCACAUAACCUUGAGUGGACCAAUAAGGCUAAGGAGCGGUGUUCAUCUGACAGAUCAGGUCGUACGAAUUCGCAAGACCCUUUUUAUCUUUAGUUAAGCAAAAUUGCAAUUAAAAAAGAAAGCCACAUCAACUCCGACUUACCUAGUCCACCCCAAAUUGACGCAAGCAGCAGAUGCCCGUGGAGCGGGCCUUACGGGAAUUGUCAUAAUAGGAGUGAUACUGGUGGGGGCCUACGACAGUCCCAAGUAAAUGUCUAACUGGCUUUCUGUUUGGAUGGGACUGACACACGAGAAGGAACUUGACCCAACAACAUCUACUUAAAUAGAUGUAGUAGUGAGUCUUCUAGAGGAAACCUGCCCUGACUAAAUACAGUAUCCUUACCCUUAGGUCUAACGUCGUCUUAACUUUGAAGCUUACCCAUGACUCCCAUUUUGAACUAAUCUUAACCAUGACCGUAACGUUAACCCUCAAUCUAAUCUCAAACAUAUUCAAGCACUAGGCCUAGUUGAAGAAGAAGAAGAAGAAGAAGAAGAAGAAGAAGAAGAAGAAGAAGAAGAAGAAGAAGAGGCGAUCGGUAGAACAAGAGCUUUAUUCGUCUGACGUUUCGGAUUCUCGUUCGAACCCAUCAUCAGAGACAGUGACGGGGUUAUGUUUAGAUUAGUUUAGCGGAUGGGAUUGGGCUAGGGUUGGAACUUUGGUUACUGUUAGGAUUGCGGCCGGUAUUUGGUUUAGGACCCCACCUAACCCCAACCCUAUUCUUAACUCUACUCCAGCACUAGGUUUCAAUCCAACUCUUAAUCUGGCCCAAAUUCUGAUUUUAACCCUAACCGUGGCCUUUGCUCUUAUUCCAACGUUUCUGUUACUGUCUCUGCUGAUGCGUCCAAACGGGAAUCCGAAACGUCAGGCGAACAAAGCUCUUGUUCCGGCGGUCGCCCCUACUUCCUAUCAUCUAGGCCUAGUCUUGACCUUAAAUGUAAUCCUAACCAUACCAUGAAGUUGCACCCAGACCCUUGUUGUAACCGGUGCAAGCAAAUUCCGAGAAGGUUUUAGAAAGGUUGGUAUCACCAGCUCAUUCCUACCAGAUGGACAUAAUGAUAAUUUUCAUCUCUCUGAAUAAAAAGGUUACAGGAUCCCGCUUCAGCUAGACCAUUCCACCUCUAGUCAAUUCUAGGGCAUGUUACUUCCAACGUAGGCUGUCGUAUCAAACAAAGCUUUUAAACUUAUGUUCACUCUUGUGAAACACAACCUUGCUCUCGUCGGAUAUUGACCUGAACCUUUGCAUUUUUAUACCGCCUGUAAAUAUGCAAAAACUUCCUGUACAUUAAUAUAAUUAGGAAGGGCUGCGCCGGUAACUCUUCGAAUAAAGGCGUAAACAACCUCACUCUCUUUGGAUGUUGACGGAGUCGUAGAGCAAUUUCAAAGUCUAAAACUCAGCCCUUCAUUAUGUCCGCAAAAUUUCCAAAUAUUGAGUGUUAUUUUGUAAUGUUAGUUAAACGGAUCUGACACAGUCGGGUUGCACCAUACUCUCUCGACAAUGUCCGACACUUUACCUUCUGUAAUCUAGGACUGGGGGUAUUUUCAGACAAAGCCAUUUUUCUAAGGAACCCUGGGAAGUUGAUAGUAGAAUAAUAAUUACUGAUUCCUUAUAAAUAAAUAAAGAUUUUGAAUAAUUCACCCCACUUCGUCCUUUAAAGGAAUUCAUACCUGUCCUUGAUGAAUCGUAAUCCAGUCAAUACUGACUAACCCUAAAAGUUCGGUAAAGUAUUAGCGGUUUACCAAGCAAGACGAUAAGGUUGAUAAGGAGAAGAUACGAUCCCACGUUAAUCCAUGCAUAUAAUUAUCAUAUCGAGAAUGAUUUUAGACGUCUUCGGUGAUCUCACGGGGAAUCACGGCUCUAUUUGUCUUAUAUGCCUACUGCACAUCAUGUUGGCACUAAAAUAAAUUUGAUUUGCUGAAAAUAAUGUUUUAUUGCGGUCCAGCAUUUUAAAACACAGAAUGUUUCGGAUUUGAUAAAGGUCAUAGUACAGAAAAUUAGUAUGACGCACUAGUGAAUAAAAACGCACCAUUCUAUCCGUAACCUUAUCAACUCAGUCAACAUGUCUAAUGCGCAGAGAUGAACUUCAGAAUACUUCAAGGUUGUUCAUGUCGUCCUUUUAUGAUCUAAAGAAAAAAGGAACCCAUUUCGGAGAAGUUUAUGUCAAAUAUUUUGACAGCUAUGUAUACUCGGAUCACAUUUUCUUAUGUUUUCGAAGUCCAGGUUUUAAUAGGGCCUAUUUUCCGAAUGGGGAAAAUGUACAGACCAACUUUUUGCAAGAAUUUAGGGCGAAACUACUCAAUGUAGGACGAUUAGAGGAUAGAGCAUCUCCUGAGUGGCGAUGGUCAGCCCCGUGUAGCCUCGAUUAUUCCGUAUUUCAGCUCACGGCCCAAUGCCAAUGUGUUUUUACUCAAUUCGCAAAUAGCUCGAAUUCGAACGAAAAGUCUUUUCCGCGUCUUGUUUGGAGUACGGCUCGGUGGUGACGAUCACUCAUGUACCGUCUUCAGAAAAGCUCUAGACUUGAGCCACAACGUAUGAUAAACUGACCGCAACUAUUGCUUCCAAAGGAGCAGUCUUUUCUCGUUAUUUAAAACAAUUGGUAGUUUGAGCAGGUCUCAACAUUAUCAGUAAUACUGGUUAUCGGUUGGGACUCUAAAUGUGUUUAAAUUACCGUAUCGCUAAACUUAACACCUGAACUUCAGAUUACCCGAAGUGUAAUGGGACCAGAACAUUUUUAACCUCGCCUCUGAAUCAUGUAUCGGAGGAACGUUUUUACUGUUUUAUUGGUUAUAUCUUGACUGCCUGACAUGACAUUUCAGUAUGCUGAAGAUCUGCUAGGAUAUCAGAACUUUGGCCAUCGCCUGGCCUGUCUAGACCAAGGUUCAAAAGAAAGUUUCUGGCACCCGUCUUUCACACUAACAUUGCGGCGUUUUUUCUCUGAUUGCAGGUCCAGCAAUGGCGAAAGGAGAAGGCUGAAUUGGCAGAGCUGGAGUAUCGUGCCAACGAGGCAUUUCAGGCUGCAAAGGCGCGCUUGGAUGCAGAGAAACUGGACCGGGAGAUGCACCGGCGUGAACUCAUCAAAAAACAGGUCAGUUUAUCCGUGCACCUGAAUUAGUCGAUAGUUUCGUUUGAAGAACACAGUUAAACAGUUUGAUGAGACCUGAGGAGAUAAUCCUACUUGCAAUUGCAACUGUUGGCAGCUUAAAGGCGAUUACAGAUCCCACAAAAUUCUAUUCUAUGGUGUCCCGUGGGCUGCAAGAACAAGGUAUGAUCACCACUUCACUGACACCUAAUGAAUAUUCCUCGUCCAUUUUUAAUAUGUAAACGCUUGCAUGCGACUGUUUCUAGGAUUUCAUUGAUACCAGGAAUCUGGUUGAUCUUGUCGUUCCAGAAAGUUCAGUAGUAUAUCAAUUUUUCCUUUAAAUCCAUUUUAGUUUACGCUUGUAUGAGGUCAGUUCACAAGGGGUCAACGUUAUUCUCAUUAACUUUUGGCUGUCUUUACCCUGCCAGCACCAGCCCCGCCUAGCCCCGCCUGGCCCCCUCAAUAAUGGCGGGGCUAGAGGGGGCUAUGAGGGGGCUAGGCGGGGCUGUGGCGGGGCAUGCAACGCGAUAGCCCCGCCUAGCCCCGCCAGCGAAAAAAAAUGCGCAGGGGACGCCACAUCCCAGCCCACUUUUGGCACCACUUUAAAAUAUCGUCCCCAUUAUCAAAUAUACGAAUUAAUAACACACACACAUUGUAGACCGGUGGACAAAUAAGAGUUUAAGCAAUGAGGGACUUAAACAAAACCUCAAUAUAUUGUGCUCAUCCGCAGCUACAUUCAGUGGGCGUAAACGGAUGCUUUCUCCAUGGUUUAUAAGCCAAUUUUGAUAAAUUAGCUCCUUUAAAUUCCAAAGAAGGUACAAUAAGUGGUGCUUUUGGAACAUAUCUUUCGAUGCAAAUACGCUUCAAAAGGCUUCAAUCCAGAGGGGGCUCUGGCCCCGCCCAGCCCCCUCCAGCCCCGCCUAUGAAGGAGCCAUGUGCUGGCAGGCGAGGCUCUGGCCCCACCCAGCCCCUUCCAGCCCCGCCUAUGAAGGGGCAAUGUGCUGGCAGGGUAAAUAUCGAUAUCAGAUUAAUCAAAAUCUUCAGGAUUAUGAUCCUAACUUGCUAAAUGUUUACUUGGUGUAUGUCUCGCAAAUAUAUUUAAACAGGGGACCAUUAACUUUUAUUUCCAGGAGUCUGAGUUACCGGGCCUGACAACUUAGAGUGACUGAUGGUAAAUUACGCGGAAACGAUAGGUGAUGCCCACCUUGAAUCCUUGAAAUUUCAUGAAGUAAUAACACUAUUUAUGAGACUCAAAUUUCGCAGAAUGUACGGCAAAUCUACUAUCUCAUAAAAUAUCAGCCGAAGUCCAAAAAUAUAUUUUUGAUUCGAAGAGAUUACUUAAGCGAGCUUAUAAUAUUAAUUAUUUUGCAACAUAAUACUAAGAUAUUUCAGUCACAUCAAGAUGCCAGCUUUUGAAUGAGCGUCUUUUUGGCCGUCCGAGAAAAGUACGCUCCGUAAAAAAUGAAAUGUUUUCACCGCCGUCCAAUGCCCUUAUAUAAAGAACGUACAGAAAAACAUCCUUUCGCGUACUCAUUUUGUAGUAAAUGGCGUCUUUUCUAAAUUAUUUUUAUAACAGAGAGAGUAUUUAUUGGUUUUGGAAAAGCUUGUUUAUUAUAAAAUUUCAUAAGACCGUGGGAUGUCCUUUUACACAACAUCAUAUCAGCACCUUUAUCGAUGCCACCUAUUCGUUAUACAGCCUGGUUCACGUCUUCUCUAUAGCGUAAAGAGAUGUGCAAUUCGUCUUUCACAGAAUGUAUGUAACAUUUACUUUGGAGACCAUGAGUGCAAAUGAAACGUCAGGUGAUCCAUAAAAUUAUUCGAGAAUUUAAAAGUUAUCGAAAGCCGAAAGAUACUCUCUCGUUAGAUAGAAAAUUCGAAGACGCAAUUUUUUACCGAAAGAAAGCGGGAAAGGAUGUUUUGUGCACAUUCUAUAUAACAUAUACUUGAAUUUAUAAGAACGUUAGAUAUCAAAGGGAAAUUUCAUGCCCCCUAGGUAUUGUGCAGGGAAUUUUCCUAGAAGGAGGAACUUUUGCAUAUUUUGAUUUGUUGGACGAUAAUUCUGGGGCGCAAAAAUCUCGUGAAAUUUCCCAAACGAGAAUCAGUGAGAACAGGAAUGUCUGAGUAAUACUACGAUGACGGAUUCUCACUGACCUAAAAAUCUUAACAAAAUGAAAUACCAGUCCUGGAGAUUCAGCAGGUCUACCCUUAUUAUCCCUUCGGUACCCCCCUUUGGCACGACUAUUCGAUGCUGUACUCUUGAGGCUGUCGAACUAACCGAUAAAGAGAAUUUUUCAUCGUCAUCAUUACUGAUCCAAAAUAACAGAUUUCAGAUCGCCGCAGAGCUCAGCAGGCGGAGAAGGCACUACUGGAGGAGGCGGAGAGAAAACGCCUGGAGGAGUUGAAGGCGGCGCAUGAGGCCCAACGGCGCCUGGACACAGAACGUCUCGCGCAGUUGGAGAAGGAGCGUCUGCGCAAACUGGCUGAGGAUCGCGCCCGAGCCCGUGAGGAAGCAGAACGUGAACAGAGCCUGAAAGAAGCUCGCCUAGAGGCUAUUCGCAUGAAGGUAGGACCUGUGUUGGUGGUGGUGGGGGCGGUGGUGGUGGUGGUGGUGGCGGUGGUGGCGGUGGUGGUGGUGGUGGUGGUGUUUGGAUGACUAGCUCGGCGAGUGGUGCAAGUUGUUUGGGCUGCACAACCAUGACAUGGGAGGUUUGCCGGCACGUCAAGGCACAGGUUCACGCCGAGCCGGAAAUCAGUGCCCCAUCACCGCAUCAGACGACCGACUGGCUCAAAAAAUGGACUGAAUAAGAUAAGAAAGAGUGAGGGUCGGCUCUGCUGAUUCCAUCCCCACAGCACCCAGAGCCUAUUCCUGGCUAUAAACCAUCGGACGCGCUUUUAGUUUCAAACUAUCACAGUGCACUAAAAGUCAUGGUUUGAAGGGCCACUAAUCGGCGAAAUAACUCGGCCACCUCGGGGCGGGGUGUUGAGAUCCGAUCAGCCUAUCUGCAGUUUUGGGUGAAAACGUACGUAGACGGGGCGCGUGGGUGGUCCGGGUAGACGGGCUGCCUAGGUUUUGCCGGCCACUACGCUCGAUCCCCUCUGUGGUCUUCUUGACUAUGUCUUGGUAUCAGAUUCAGUUGGAUGAAGGGAGAAGGGAAAACUUGGUAGAUGCUUUGCAAGUCCGCAAUCGCCAUAAACUUAUUCAUGCGUCCAAUAGGCCGAAGAGCACAUGAUGGAUUCACUCGGUAAGGACGGUCAAACUGUCGGUUUAGUGUCAACUAGACAUUAGCGAAUUCGGCACAAUGUCGCACCUAUCCUGCGCGUGGACAGAUACGUCAAACUUUCUCGAAAUCCAUGUUUUUCAUGCAGUUCUUAAAUGUUAGUCGGAUGUAGAGUGGCUCUCUAGUCGCCUUACUACUCAAAAGCAAAGUACGAUACUGCUUUUUUUAUUUUUUUCGCGUAUUUUGUCAUAUAAAUGUUGGAAGGGGAACUGUUCCUAGCUGCUUCAGAAAAAAACUAUAUUGCGUAAACUUCCUCCGUUUCCUGCUUUGUAAAAGUGGGUUCUAUUCAAAACAUUUUCUUAAAUGACUCUCAGCAUAUUGGGCUGAAAUCCAUGAAUCUCUUUCCGUUAAACCGUGAUCUUGAGGGAACAUGGUUUAUACUGAUGAAUGGUCCCUCAAAUUUUAUAUGUCCUGAAACCUAAUAGGUUGUUCAUUCACGGAACUUCGUGGUAGGUUCUUCUAACAUAAAUUUCCAGUUUCCAAAACAAACGCGUAAAGGAUUUUCCAGCUUUGAAUAAUAAAGCAACCAAUGGGUCACCGUUUGGGAUUAUUUAGGUUACGUGAAGACCUUAACCCCUAUUUUCAUCUAUGUCUUCUGAAGAAUGAAGGUUUUCGAAUUGUAGGUGCGGCCUACUGUACCUGAUGACCCCUUGCGUCUUCUGUCGUCCACAGCUGUAAGUCGAGACUGGUGCGAUUUUCAACUAUUUCAUUUGCAUUUUCUGACGAGAAAUGAUAUUUACGCGGAAGUGUGGUAAGAGUUCGAGCAGUGGCAUUAAUUUUUGACAUCCGUCAAGGGGCCCUCAUCCUUGCACAUUAAGUAGCGUACUGCUAUCUCAGUCGUUUACCCAAAGAAAACAUUUUUUGGACCUAAAUACUCUUUGCGGGAACUGGGUUGAUUAAAUAAAGGCUUGCAAGUCCGCAGCAGGAUAUUGGAGACAUAACUGCCACCACAUCUCACUCCCGAGAGUGGGAAGAUUCGAAAUCUGGUAUUAGAGCUGUGUUAGCUUGCUGCAUCCCAGUCUUUCAUGGUUCUACACGAAUGUAGUUGUCCGCCCUGCUGAGGAUUGCCGUUGCGUUUCUAUAAUCGUCAGUUCAUCGUGUACUACUACGCGGGGACACCGUCUCUGUUGACCUGACUCAGCCUCGGUGUCAGUGAUGGGUUACGCUGAUACCUGCCUGUACUGGUUUUAGAGCUUAACACCUCUCCCAUCGUGGUUUUAUCCUUGAUCAGUCGCCGUCGAUCGGCAGCUAUAAAUCUCAAAAUCCGGCCGGAAUAUUUAAAUCUGAAUCAGUCCUUUAAGGCUCAAACGUCCUAUCAUGGGGUUCAUAAUUCACACCCUAUCGGUAGUGAUCAGAAGUAUCUAAUCUCUUGGCCGCCAGCCUCUCAAGGUGGCAGGGGAGCCUGACUAGCUGAUGCCGGCUGGUUGUUCAAAAGUAAGCAAUCUCUUCUUCCUCAGCCUUGUCGUUAUCCGUUUUCAAACCACGCCUCCGCAGUAAAGAAACAGUGUAAGAAGGUAAACUAUGCUUUUGGGUGCCUUAAGGCUCAGUCAUGAGGCAUCAUACCCUAGAUCGAGGUAAAGAAAUUCAUGUAAUCACUGGUGCUCUGUUAAGUGUGCCAAUCGACCCCGUCGAUUAUGGUAUCCCCAAUCCCCGUGUAACUUGCCCAGCUACUUAAUUUACUAAAGUAGCAAGGGAACAUUAUCCUUAACUUAAGUAUUGAGAGCAGACCGCCUUGUCCGGAUGCUACCGACCUGAGAUUAAUUUAUUCCCAGUUGAUGACAAUACAUUAGCCAGAAACGGCCACGGCAGUCUACCUCCCCUCUGCCAUGAUUUGUCUUAUUUAACCAUAUAUACUUGUGUGGGGUGAGCUUUUCGUUUUUUUGUAAAGGUAGAAGGCUAAACUGUUGUGGCCGGAUCUCGCUUAACAAUUAGGAUGAAAACACAUGCCCGAACAGGAAAUAAUCACACCUAGAGGCAAAAGAUCCAGUCCUGGGUGCUUACUGAGUGACAAAAUCGCAAGAAAUAUCCCCCCUGUUUUGUCUAAGCCCCUCCCCCAAUAGAUGAUUGUACUUGAGAGAGAAGGACGUGGCGUUGUCUUUCAGUGAGAUUGCAGCACGACACAGGCGAGAUGCAGAUAAAUAGUCUUGGCUUCCUUUGUUGCCGUUGCACUUGCAGGAUAGUAGGCCAGCGUUAACCUGCAGACAUUACCGACCCUAAAUUUUGGCAAGCCCUUCCGUACGUGGGGAACGUCUCAGAAGCCGUCAGCCGCCUUGUCGUUUUACUUGGAGUUUAUGGUUGCACGCAUGCCGAAAGCAACCGUCAGGCGCCAAGUCAUGAGGCCGAAAGUCCCACUGCUACGGCAGAAAACGUUUGGAGUCGUUUACCGGAUCUGGUGCAGUUGUGGACAGAGCGACGUCGGAGAAACCGGCAGAUUACUUCUGACGCGCGUGACUGAGCACGCAGCAGCGGUGAGGAGGAAAUGCUUCAGUUCUCAGUUCCGGCCAUAUUUUCAAGUUUAAAGAAGCGGAAAUUCUCGCAAGGGGUGACAACCGCGUGAGUCGCAAACUGCUCGAAUCAUGGUUCUCAGGCCAUUGCAUUGACUUCCGGAUAUCAUGUUCAGUGCUGGAACAUUUCCUGAGCAGGGAACUCAAUCACGUGGGGAUGACGCGGGGGCUCAACUAGCCUGGUGACAGCGGGCCGAAUUGCCGAGCCAUCAUAGCGUUAGUAUCCGCCACGGAUUAUAAAAUUGGGACAAUUAAUGACUCGGUCCCAGACUGACGAGCCAUCAUCGCCUUAAUUACAACCUCCAUCGGUGAUUACGAGAGCUGUUAACUAUAGUACCCAUGUAUCCCCCCCGGCAGCUACGUACUACAAAUACUGCAAUUUUCGUACCUCCACUACCUCUGUCUGCUACCGUCUCUGAUGGUGCGUUCGAGUGACUCUCCGAAACGUCGGGUCAAUACGCUUCUUCUUCCAGUGAUCGCAUCUUCUUCUUCUGAACUGCUUCCUGAUACUCGCCUGUUCUCUUCUAUAGGCAAUAGGCACGCUGAUAAAAGACUGGUUGAAAGCAGGGGAGCGAUUCAGGCUCAUUUUAUCGUAUUCCGAGUCGCAAUUUCCCCCUGCAGGUAUGCAAGUCAGACAGACGGGAGGCGGUACUCAUGACCGCAUGAGCCAUUUGGUGGUCCGUUGUUCGAACGCGCUACCUGACAUCCUAGAAGCAGUCAAGAGUUCAUCUCCGCGGCAUAAAGAUUCUGGUCGGAAUCCGCGGCAGAGAGGAUCGAGAGUAGGGCAAAGCCUCUAUCUCCAACCGAAAUUCCGUUGGCUAGUGUUUGCCCUGCCUUUCAUGUUUCGUGCGUUGCAGUCUCGCCGACAGACUGUGCUACCCCAUACUUUAAACCGUUCAGCCGACAUGUGGCAAGACCGCACAGCCACCGUCCAUUUGUCGUCUUCUCUGGUCCCACAUGAGUAUUAAGUCUAAAACAAAUGAAACAUCGGUCCCGACAAUCGAUCCACCCCAUUUUUUUCCUUCUCAGUUAACGACACCCCCACCUGCAGUAGUCACUUCUUUCUUCAGUGGUAUCUUUUCAGUGAUGGAAGUGCUCACACCUGAUGCUGACCUGUAACUGAAGAUAAUUUCAGUUCUAUUACUAACCUCUGUACUUUUGAUGGCGGCGAAAACGUAGGCCUGGAGACACAGGCUUGAACAGAGUCACCCCCUACCAGAGGAGAUGGAGGGCAUUGAACUGCGACGCUUCUACCUCACCAUCGACAACCCACUGAACACCUUCACCGACAAGCAACUGCAGAACGACAGGCGGACACGGCUGUCGGCGGCCCUCUUUGAUGCGGGCCUUCUGGACUCCGACUAUGCCCGUGACCUGCUCGCACAAGUGCCCUUGGAACGACCGGUGCGGUUGGAGAUGAUGACCAGUCUUGAGGCGGAAGAACGGCGCAUGAAGCAGACUUCAAAGUAUGCGCCUCGGUGA
Spirometra erinaceieuropaei is the source of this 29866-nucleotide messenger RNA. The record is from the annotation of a GenBank genome assembly. Lineage: Eukaryota; Metazoa; Platyhelminthes; Cestoda; Diphyllobothriidea; Diphyllobothriidae.